AUGGCUGUUGACCUCUACUCUGAAAGUUCUAACAUGGGUACUAGUCCUAGAAUUUCAUUUUCUCAUGAUUUUUGCCAAUCAGAUAAUAUAAUACCUGUUGAACAACACCCUCUCCGAUCAAACUCAACUGGUUUGAGUUCUGGUAUAGAUUUUGACUUCUGUGUUCGUGAGAGUUUCGAGCAAGAAUCUUCGUCUGCAGAUGAGCUUUUCUCUGAUGGGAAAAUUGUUCCUGCCGAAAUCAAGAAAAAGGUCACUCGCACAAAGCAAAUAGAUCAGUAUGUGUCUCAUCCACCGUUGCCACCGCCACGUAGUACGAGUGAUACUAGUACUACAAAGCAAGAGAGCUCCAAAGAGAGCUCCAAAGAAAGCAAGGGAUCGAGUAAUGAAGCCGAUGGGAAGCAAAGUUCUAAGUCCUUUUGGCGGUUCAAGCGAAGUAGCAGCUCUGGUAGUGGAUAUGGAAGGAGCUUAUGCCCUUUGCCACCACUUUUAUCAAGGAGCAAUUCAACCGGGUCUGUACCAAAUGCUAAGCGAGCCCCAUUAUCCAAUGAUGGUUCAAAUUCUAAGCAGAGUUCUCACAAACAUUCAUCAAUGAAAGCAUCACAAUCUUCAGCUUCAUCUAGUUACUUAAAGCCUCCAUUGAAGAAAGGUAGUCAUGGAUCUUAUGGAAAUGGUGUUCCGAUUAGUCCUGUUUUAAAUGUUCAUUCAGCGAAUUUAUUUGGAUUAGGAUCAAUGUUCUCGAGUGGCAAAGAUAAGAAUAAGAAAAAGUGA
Messenger RNA from Quercus lobata, 768 nucleotides. RefSeq lists its product as uncharacterized. NCBI's taxonomy places the organism in Eukaryota, Viridiplantae, Streptophyta, Magnoliopsida, Fagales, Fagaceae. The coding region runs from base 1 to 768 and encodes 255 amino acids. The record is from RefSeq and is a predicted model, not a curated record. The transcript has a single exon.